UGGAUUGGUAUGUGUGUGAGAGGAGCAGCAGCGGUGGUGUCAGUCAGCUGGGGUAGGUGGGGUCACAAAGAGCCAAGAUGGCUGACUUUGAGGAGCCGCUGUCAGAUGAAGAGAAGGUCCGCAUAGCGGCAAACUUUGUGACUCAUGCCCCACCAGGAGAGUUCAAUGAGGUCUUCAAUGAUGUGCGGCUUCUCCUCAACAAUGACAACCUCCUUAGGGAAGGGGCAUCACACUCUUUUGCCCAGUACAACAUGGAUCAGUUUACUCCUGCCAAACUAGAGGGAUAUGAUGAGCCGGUCUUGAUCACAGAGCAUGGGGACUUGGGUCAGGGACGUUUCCUGGAUCCCCGCAAUUGCUUGUCGUUCCGCUUCGACCACCUUAGGAAAGAGGUGAGCGAUGUGCAGCCAUAUGAAGGAGACACAGCGCUGAGAAGCUGGAGAGAUGCCUGCGAUACUGCCCUCAGUGCCUAUGUUAAAGAGCACUAUCCUACUGGAGUCUGCACAGUAUAUGGCAAAAUGGUUGAUGGUCAGCAAACAAUCAUAGCCUGUAUUGAAGGACAUCAAUUUCAGCCCAAAAACUUCUGGAAUGGCCGCUGUAGGUCAGAGUGGAAGCUUACCAUUGGUCAGCCCACUGCUCAAGUAGUGGGUGUGCUGAAAAUUCAGGUACACUAUUAUGAAGAUGGGAAUGUGCAGCUGGUUAGCCAUAAGGAGGUGGAAGAGUCAAUACCAGUGAAUAAUGAAAGCCAGACAGCCAAGGAAUUUGUUGACAUCAUUGAGAAUGCUGAAAAUGACUACCAGACUGCAAUCAGUGAGAACUACCAGACCAUGUCUGACACCACCUUUAAGGCCCUGCGUCGCCAGCUGCCUGUCACACGCACUAAAAUCGACUGGAACAAGAUCCUAAGCUACAAAAUUGGAAAGGAGAUGCAGAACGCCUAGAUGGAAGGUCAGGGACUGACCAAGGAGACACACACUCCCCUGGGCUGAUGAACCACCUAUAAAUGCUCAAGGACUAACCAAAGCAAAACUAAAUCAGUAUGGGGCAAGGAAAUAUAAAAAAAAAAAAAACCACAACAAAACUCAAACAUACAAAAACAAAAAAGAAACUGAAGAUUUACAGACUGUUAGGCACAAGUUUCCAGCUGCUGUAAUGAAGCUGUGGUUGUGGAGAUAAUUCUGGUUUGGAGAGAGUGGUUACUUCUGGAUGUGUGCUGUGACAAAUAUGUGUUGGGUCAGUGUGCAGGGCUGUGCUCAGGACCGCUACAUUAAAGGGUUACAUCUUUCUUAUGUCAUCUUGAAGGAGCUGGUAUAUGAUUCUGGUAUCAGGAAUUACUAUAGGAUACAAUUUGAGACUGAAGAUCUCAGCAGACGGACAAGAGGCAGGACUGUCCAGGGCAGCUAAUGGGAGAAAUGAAGCACACUAUCACAUAUCAGGGUUCAUUUUAGGCAGAUAUAAAGGUUUUGUUUAAUUGUUUGGCUGGUAUGAUGGAAUUACAAAUGAGGCGCAUCAAUUGGGACAGUAGCAGGAAAAAUGUCAAACAUUGUAUCUAGUCCCGAACUAAUAAUAUAAUUGAACUGACAUGGAGUUAUACUUUACUAAUACAUUUGAUGGGAUUUGUACCUCUGAACAUUUAGCAGUAGCACAAUCCUUAGCAUAGCUCUGUUCCUGCACUGUUGACCUGUAUGAUUGUCGGUGUUUGUCAGGGGUAAGGGAAUGUUUACUCGUGUUCUGUUGUACUCCACUGAUGUACUUGUCUCCACCCAUGCAAGCUAUGACGACUGAAACAAGACAAAGCGACUUAUGCGCUUCUGCAUCUAUAUUGUAUUCUCUGUUCUCUUACUUUGGCAACAACACCUCCAUUGCUGUACAGCUUUUCCUUUGUGAAAGGAAAACAUAUUCAUAUUAACCAAGAUUUAUUUGCCAAAAUCUCUUUCCUAUGGUAAAGAACUCCAUCCUCCCACCCAUGUAUGCAAAUUUCUAUUUUAAUACGCUGUUAUUAUAAUUUUUUUUGUUGGAGUCUUAGAAUAUUGCACUCUUAACUGUAACAAACUGUUUGUGCAUUGGUCAAUGCCAAGUGGACACAACGCAGUUGCCAUGUAAGGCAAGAUCAUAUACAGUAUGUGUUACAUGACGUCUGUAAGGCCAGGUCAUAUGUGUUACAUGACUUCUUAGUAGGCUGACUCUGGAUCAGUUACUUGUUAGCUGUACUACGUGCUGUGUUCAACCCUCACACUAUACUACAACUGUGUGCUGAUCAGUUAUAAAGUUCAAAACUGUACUGCCCCAUUCUGUUGUAUGAAUAAAUGGAUUCAACUUCA
Sphaeramia orbicularis (orbiculate cardinalfish) is the source of this 2318-nucleotide messenger RNA. It is a transcript of the gene capza1b, whose product is annotated as capping actin protein of muscle Z-line subunit alpha 1b. Gene Ontology annotation, molecular function: actin filament binding. Gene Ontology annotation, biological process: actin cytoskeleton organization; barbed-end actin filament capping. The transcript is spliced from 10 exons. NCBI's taxonomy places the organism in Eukaryota, Metazoa, Chordata, Actinopteri, Kurtiformes, Apogonidae. Gene Ontology annotation, cellular component: F-actin capping protein complex; cortical cytoskeleton. The record is from RefSeq and is a predicted model, not a curated record. The coding region runs from base 78 to 938 and encodes 286 amino acids.